AAAUGUACAAACUUUUGCAUAUGAAAAAAAAAUCUGGUAUUUUUCACAUUAAUUUGUACUUUAACUUGUUAGUUACAUUUCCUUUCUAAAGUUUUCUUAAUAUCUGUCUUAAUCUGAAUCACUUCACCCUCCUCCCCCCUCUCCAGCUCGGCAGCCCUGUGGGGCAGGUGUUGCUGUCAGUCAGCAGUUCAGCCUGAGCAAGGGGGAUUCAGCAUGUCCAGAGAGCGCUAGGAAUGAGCGGUGGUAGGACUAGAAGUUGGGAAACACUUUAUUUGUGUGUAACUCAAAACCAAAGAAGGUGACGGCCAGGUUGACUUGGAUCCAAAGGACUUAAUCUUGGACUACAAACAAAAGAACAGCAGUCGGUUUGGGUUUUGUUUUUGUGACCCUCCCUCCCUGCUCUCUUGCUUGGACUUCUUCAGACAUGGAGACUCAACAGUCCAAGGCCAUGGACGACUCCGAGACUGAACAGGAAGCAGGAUUGGCCGAAACCAUAAUGGCUCGACGUUUCUACCCCUCUGUCCUCGGCUCCGAGGCCUGGGAGGGAUACACCUUUUCUGAUCUGGAGAUCCGCAUCAAAGAGUCCACAGACCUCUACGGAGCCGUCCUCUGGCCCUCGGCAAUGGUGUUGUGUCAUUUCUUAGAGACCAACCGAGACGAAUACAACCUGACGGACAAAAAUGUGAUUGAACUGGGCGCUGGGACUGGGCUCGUCACCAUCGUAUCCAGCCUGUUAGGUGCUAAGGUGACCUCCACUGACCUACCAGAUGUGUUGGGGAACCUCCGUUACAAUGUUAUGCGCAAUACCAAGAACCGAUGCAAGUACAUCCCUCUGGUCACAGAACUCUUCUGGGGUCCGGAGGCGGAGCAGCGUUUCCCACGCGCAACACACUGCUUUGACUACAUCCUGGCCGCUGACGUGGUCUACGCUCACCCUUACCUGGAAGAGCUGAUGGACACCUUUGACCACCUGUGCCAGGCAAACACACAGAUCCUCUGGGCCAUGCGUUUCCGCCUGGACCCAGAGAACAGCUUUGUGGAGCGCUUCCGGCAGCGUUUCCACCUGGAGGAGCUGUAUGACCUCCCGAGUCUGAGGAUCAAACUGUACAGAGCCUGGACGAAGGCCGAGGGGACCAAAGGCCGAGGAGAGGCUGCUGCCUGAACCGUGCUGACGGACAGAGAACUCUUAAUCGUGUCAGCAUGUCUGUGAAUGUUAAAGUCUCGCUACUUUUGAUUAUUCAAUUUAUUAGGUCACUAGUGUUUUCAUGGAUUUUUUGUAAAUGUCUUAAUUCUUUUUCUACACUGAGACUUUAUGCUGUUCAUAGUUUGACACACCAACGUUUUUAAGCUGUCAUAUUUGGAAUCAUGUUUUUUCACAUUGUAUUACAUUAUGUAAAGUAUUUAGUGACGUAUUUAUCCUUGUCCACUAGACAGGUUUCCAUAUAAUACAAAACCAUUCACGAAGAAAUCCGCCGCCAAAAUGACCAGUGACCUAAUUUAUUGUACGACUGUUCCUUUGCAUUUCAUUGGAGUUCACAAUUAAAAAAAAACUUGCAGCUCCGUA
This is a messenger RNA of Scophthalmus maximus (turbot), 1564 nucleotides long. RefSeq names its product methyltransferase like 21e (gene mettl21e). Gene Ontology annotation, biological process: peptidyl-lysine methylation. Gene Ontology annotation, cellular component: cytosol; cytoplasm. Gene Ontology annotation, molecular function: protein-lysine N-methyltransferase activity. Lineage: Eukaryota; Metazoa; Chordata; Actinopteri; Pleuronectiformes; Scophthalmidae. The record is from RefSeq and is a predicted model, not a curated record. The coding region runs from base 425 to 1162 and encodes 245 amino acids. The transcript is spliced from 5 exons.